AUGGUCCUUCUCACUUCGUCGACGGUCUCCGCCAUCGUCUCGAUGGGGGUGAUCGCCCUUUUCACAAUACUGUUAUUCUUCUCCGGCUACGUUUUACAGCAACAAUCCGUGCGAAACAUUCAAAGCGCACUACGACCUCCGUCUGACCCUGUACCCGUGAAAGGACAUGGAGCCGCAUUCCAGAAACCCGCACAGAAACGUGGUCUAUCGGGCUCAGAUCUAGGGCAAGGGGCCGAUCAAGAGAUACUACUAGGGAGUCAAAAUCGUCACGCGAGCUUCAGCUCCAAGGGAAACUAUGCAUAUCUCCAGCUCCUAUCCAGCCCAGACCCAUCCGAUAUCUGCUCUGCGAUCCUGUUUUUCAAACAACUGGCGACAAACGGGACAGCCAUUCAGGACCGCCUCUUUAUGUACCCGCAACAAUGGGAUCGCAUGUCUGCUAACGAACUUGGGAAGCCUGCUUCCGUUGCUCUAUCAAUUCUACGCACCGCGAGCAUCAAGUACGGCAUCUGGCUCCUCCCCAUCGAUAUGACGGCUGCCACUUCACAAGGCUACGAGACAACAGACUCCAAGUUAUUACGCUUGGGGCAGAUCCAGUUCAUGCAAUACGAUAGUGUGUUGUAUCUACAAACACCAGGCAUGAUCCUCGAUACUGAGCGACUUGACGAAGUCCUGCUUUCACGACCACUGCCGCUCAGGCACGAUAAGAACCGACCCGAGUCAUUCAAUAACGAGGCGUGGAUCCCAAUGCCCCUUCGUGCGGAACGUGAUAAUCAAUUGCCGCCUGUCUAUUUGAUUACUGUCAAUAAUGUUGGCGGUGGGCAUGUUGAAGCUCGCACGCAUAUACCCAACAUUGCCCUUCCAGGAUUUGGUAGUCUCGUUACUCCACCGUGGGGUUACAAGCCUGCGGACACCGGCGAUGACACUAUUCAACAGCCGGCCUAUGUUUAUUUUGAAAACGACCGCGAUGGCCGGGUUAAGUGGGCUGGAAACCCACUCUUCGGCACCUGGCGAGCACAGCAGUAUGAAGUUUGUGAAGGGCUGGAUCUUGACGACGAUAUCUACCACGAGCAAUGA
Molecule: messenger RNA, 1074 nt
Organism: Penicillium cinerascens
Lineage: Eukaryota; Fungi; Ascomycota; Eurotiomycetes; Eurotiales; Aspergillaceae
Exons: 1
Coding region: 1-1074 (357 amino acids)
Source: RefSeq, a predicted model, not a curated record